Messenger RNA from Aedes albopictus (Asian tiger mosquito), 1544 nucleotides. RefSeq names its product 26S proteasome regulatory subunit 6A-B (gene Rpt5). Bases 156 to 1442 code for a protein of 428 amino acids. Gene Ontology annotation, cellular component: proteasome regulatory particle, base subcomplex. Gene Ontology annotation, biological process: proteasome-mediated ubiquitin-dependent protein catabolic process. Lineage: Eukaryota; Metazoa; Arthropoda; Insecta; Diptera; Culicidae. The transcript is spliced from 2 exons. Gene Ontology annotation, molecular function: ATP binding; ATP hydrolysis activity; proteasome-activating activity. The record is from RefSeq and is a predicted model, not a curated record.
AAAGCAUUUUCCGAAAGUCAUCAUCAACACACUCGUUCGCCACAGGAUUGUUUUGUGCCCGGUCAUUUUUCGUUGAAUUUUUCAGUAUAAAUCCGGAAAAUUCGUCCAAAACUAGUGUUCUUCAAGUAAGUAAACUCCCCUGAAUCGAAUUCACCAUGGCCGGAACCCUGGAGGACAAAUCCAUUUGGGAAGACGGAGAGGAAACACUGGGCGAGGAAGUGCUUCGUAUGCCAACCGAUGAGAUCGUCAGCCGGACCCGUCUGAUGGACAACGAGAUCAAAAUCAUGAAGAGCGAAGUGAUGCGGAUCAAUCACGAGCUGCAGACCAUGAACGAUAAGAUUAAGGACAACACCGAGAAGAUCAAGGUCAACAAAACGCUCCCGUAUCUGGUGUCGAAUGUGAUCGAACUGCUGGACGUGGACCCGCAGGAGGAGGAGGAUGACGGUGCGGUGGUGGUGUUGGACUCGCAGCGUAAGGGCAAAUGCGCCGUUAUCAAAACGUCGACCAGACAGACCUACUUCCUGCCGGUGAUUGGACUGGUCGAUGCGGAGAAACUCAAACCGGGCGAUUUGGUCGGAGUGAAUAAGGACUCCUAUCUGAUUUUGGAGACACUGCCGGCCGAGUACGAUGCUCGGGUCAAAGCCAUGGAGGUGGACGAGCGACCAACGGAACAGUACUCGGAUAUUGGCGGACUGGACAAGCAGAUCCAGGAGCUGAUCGAGGCCGUCGUCCUGCCGAUGACGCACAAGGACAAGUUCAAGAACUUGGGAAUCCAUCCGCCGAAGGGUGUGCUGCUGUAUGGACCUCCCGGAACCGGUAAAACUCUGCUGGCCCGUGCAUGUGCCGCCCAAACCAAGUCUACCUUCCUCAAGCUGGCCGGUCCCCAGCUGGUGCAGAUGUUCAUUGGCGACGGUGCCAAGCUGGUUCGCGAUGCCUUCGCCCUGGCCAAGGAGAAAUCUCCGGCGAUCAUCUUCAUCGACGAGUUGGACGCCAUCGGUACCAAGCGUUUCGACUCCGAGAAGGCUGGAGAUCGUGAGGUGCAGCGAACCAUGUUGGAACUGCUUAACCAGCUGGAUGGGUUCAGUUCCACGGCGGACAUCAAGGUCAUUGCCGCGACCAAUCGGGUGGACAUUCUGGAUCCGGCUUUGUUGCGUUCCGGUCGUCUGGAUCGUAAGAUCGAGUUCCCACAUCCGAAUGAGGAAGCUCGCGCCCGCAUCAUGCAGAUCCAUUCGCGUAAGAUGAACGUCAGCCCGGAUGUGAACUUUGAGGAGCUGGCCCGCUCGACGGAUGAUUUUAACGGUGCCCAGUGCAAGGCGGUGUGCGUCGAGGCCGGUAUGAUUGCGCUGCGACGUUCGGCGGUUGCCGUUACCCAUGAGGACUUUAUGGACGCCAUCAUGGAGGUGCAGGCCAAGAAGAAGGCCAAUCUGAACUACUACGCGUAAGGGCGGCCCCAGAAGAAGACUUGGUAGGUAAGUGGAUUUGUUCAUUAAAAAUCUUAUAAUAUCGCUAACUUGUACUAGCAAUAAACAAUUGUAUUCUGAUUA